AUGGAUGUUAGUUACAAUCAAUUCUCAGGACCUAUACCAUUAUUUCCUGCCAACGCUACUGAUAUUCUGUUGAGUGGAAAUAUGUUCUCCGGUUCAAUGUCAUCCAUUUGCCAAACUAUCCACAGUCAUCUUGAAUACAUUGACCUAUCAAACAAUCAGUUGGCGGGAAACGUUCCCAACUGCUGGAAGAAUAUACCCAACUUGCACUCCCUCAAUUUGGCUAACAACAAUUUUUCUGGUGAAAUUCCCGCCUCUCUGGGCGCUUUACAUAACCUUGGUGCACUACAAAUGCAUGGUAAUGAGUUAUGUGGUGAGUUGCCUUACAGUUUGAGACUGUGCCAAGCAUUGCAAAUGAUUGAUGUUGGAGGGAACAAUUUUACUAUCUUGGCUAGUAAGGAUUCCACAUUUUUUGAUCUAUUUCUGUUUGAUCCAAUAUACAUUAUCAACGAAAAGAAGCACAAUGGAUAUUCAUCAUUUCAAUGGAAAGGUAAGGAAUCUGAAUUUUGGGAUAAUCUCGCACUUCUCAAACUCAUUGAUUUUUCUAGCAAUAGAUUGACCGGAAACAUUCCCAAAUCAUUUUCCACUUUGAGAGGUUUAAUUUCCUUGAAUCUAUCAAGAAAUAGUCUGAAAGGAUAUAUAAUUCCGGAUAUCGGUAAUAUGGAGGUGAUAGAUUCUCUUGAUCUAUCUCAUAACCAACUCUACGGCAAGAUACCUACAAGUUUGGCCGAAAUACACAAUCUUGGCUUUCUUGAUUUGUCAAACAACAAUUUGUCUGGAAAAAUUCCUAGUACUCAACUUCAGAGCUUCAAUGCAUCGUCUUAUGCUGAGAACGAUGGACUUUGUGGCGACCCUCUGCCAAAGUGCCCUGGAGAUAGCUCGAGGCCAUCCACCCCUAAUCCGGAGGAAAACAUGAAUGAGAAAGACAGCAUCAACUUCUCAUUUAUGCAAGAAGUUGGCAUAUCAAUGGCCUUUGGUUUUAUCUUUGGAUUUUGGGGAGUUAUUGGUUCAUUCAUACUGAAGAAAUCAUGGCGAAUUGCAUGCUUCAACUUAUUCGAUGCUGCUGGACAUUCGUUCUACGUCAGGAUUGCUGUGUUUGUAUCCCAAUGGAGAUGA
Messenger RNA from Salvia hispanica, 1113 nucleotides. The record is from RefSeq and is a predicted model, not a curated record. NCBI's taxonomy places the organism in Eukaryota, Viridiplantae, Streptophyta, Magnoliopsida, Lamiales, Lamiaceae.